AUGGAUUUUCUUUCAAGUGCCUUGAGCCUUAUUUCUACGAAGUCAAUUCCAUAUACAUUCAAGGAGAAAAUUGUGGACCCUGCUCUGUCUUGCUACCCAGAAAAGUGCUCGGUGUGGACGGUCUACAAUGGAAUCAACCCAAAGAAUGAGUGUCCAGUAUCUAUAUUUGAAUUUAGCUUGAAAGACCCGGCUAACUCAAACUACACUAAGCUGGCAAUAAAUUGCUACAGGAAACUGAAACUGAUCAAAUUUCCCGGAGUUCUCGGCAUUGUCGACUUCAUUGAAAAUGAGUCUUUCCUCUACAUCAUCACUGAACGCAUAACCCCGUUGACGAAAUACUUACAAGAGCACGGCGAAAAAAUUUCGAAGGACGCAAGAAUUUACGGAAUCUAUAAUGUUUCCGUUGCAUUGUCUUUAAUCAAUACUUUGGCACACUGCGUGCAUGGCAGGUUAGAUUUAGCUUCAUCUGUUUAUGUGAAUGCACAGGGAGAUUGGAAGUUGUUCGGUUUCGAGCUUCUAACCAAUCUCCGCUCUGAUCCGGAUCAACCGAUAUAUCGUCUUGCCCACCACUUGCCCAACUUUGAUGAAAAUUUGCCGCCUGAAGUAAUUGAGCGUGGAGCUGAAGCAAUCCGCGAAUCCCCUCUCAAAUUUGACUCAUAUAAGCUUGGCGUAUUCAUCACUGCUUUGUUUUCCGCUGAGAUUCCUGAUUGUGGGAACAUACCCAGAUCGUUGUCCACGGCUGUACACAAGUUGCUUGCUCCAAACAAGAAGAGAAUUGACGUAGAAAGCUUUGCAUCAGAGACGAGUAAUUACUUCAAGUCCAAUCGGCUAGUCAAAUUCGCACAACUUCUUGAAGAGAUCACUUUUCAAGACCAAAGCUCCAAGUUGGCAUUUUUCAGAGAUGAUAUUGCAGAAUACAUUGAAGGUGAUUUACCUCCCGGAUUUCUUGACUACAAAGUUCUUCCCGAAAUUAUCCAGCAAUACAAAUUUGUGAUCAGUCAAAAACCAACAGUGAACUCUACUCCUGAAGAGCACGCAAGUCGGCAAGAGACGAACUCGGUUUUGUUGAAUCACAUUUUGAAACUAAGCUCAAGCAUUCCGGAUGAUGCAUUUUCAAAGAAUAUAAAGCCCAUCAUUUUCACUGCGUUUGCGCUUUCCGAUAGGGCUAUUCGUCUCCUACUUUUGAAACACCUCCCUGAAUUCCGCAGACGCUUAACCGAUACUGAAGUGCAAACCAAAGUUUUUCACAACUUACUCACUGGCCUUCAGGACACAAACUUCCUCAUCCGAGAGACUACUUUGACCUCCAUAACAUCGAUCAUAGAUAAAGUGAGCGUGAAGCAGGUCAAUCAAGACCUCCUCAAAAUUUUGGCAAAACUGCAAAUGGAUCCUAAACCAUCCAUCAGAACAAACACUUUGAUUUUGAUCAUUAACAUUUCGAAUAAGAUUUACUCUACAUCGAGAAAUAGUGUUGUUAUCACGGCUCUUGCUAAAUCACUUCGCGACUCAUUCACUCCUUGUAAGUUGGCGGCUUUGUCAGGCUUUGAGAGACUCAUUGAGAGCUUUUCGCUUGAAGAGAUCUGCUCUAAAAUCUUGGGGCAUCUCGCUAUAGCUUUGAUGGAUCCAAAGUCUUUCAAAAUCAGGCAGGAAUCAAAACGCAUAUUCGAAUUAUACCUUAACUCAGUCGAGAUACAUGCUGCAUCGCUCCCUCAAAAUGAAGAAGACGAGGAUGCUGAAGAAAAAGAAUUUUACAAGAAUUCAUCUGGUGCCUCAGAAAAUACAGAGGCAGCUGUCCCGGAACCACAAAGCUCUUUGUCUAUCGGCUGGAGUGUUGUGAACAGGCUCGUCACUUCUCGGCCAACGCACGUCAAUGGAACACUCAACAAGGUUAUUAACACCUCGACUCCUGAGAUCGACACUGUCUCGUCGCCUCAAAGACAGAAUACAGAAUGGGAAGAAGCUCUGGACUACGAUUACCAAUGGGAAAACGACGGCGUUGAAGAUGAGCUUUCGCCAGUAGCCGCGGCACCCAAAUCUAGUGUUCCUGCGCUACUGUUAUCUUCGAGGAUAAAGGCUAGCCACUCUACAUCACCUAAGGCGUCAAGCUCGAGUUCAAGAUUGACUUUGAGCUCUAACAAAAAAUCACCCGGCUCAACACUAAAGCUCGACUUGGAUAUUGAUGCCGAGGAGGACACUUGGGGCGACGAUUGGUGA
Molecule: messenger RNA, 2214 nt
Organism: Metschnikowia bicuspidata var. bicuspidata NRRL YB-4993
Lineage: Eukaryota; Fungi; Ascomycota; Pichiomycetes; Serinales; Metschnikowiaceae
Gene: CEX1
Product: Cex1p
Exons: 2
Coding region: 1-2214 (737 amino acids)
Biological process (GO): protein phosphorylation; tRNA export from nucleus
Cellular component (GO): cytoplasm
Molecular function (GO): protein kinase activity; ATP binding
Source: RefSeq, a predicted model, not a curated record